CCUGCGAGAUGGACUCCCGUGGGGCGCCCCGGAAAAUGGCGUCCCCGCAAUGGCGAGGCUGCGGACGCCACCAGGUGCAGCUUCUCCCAGAGACCCGCCCAGGAUGGCGGCGCACCUGGACCCACUUUACCGUGGGAAGGGGGACUACUAAUUGGCGCGGCCUGGUGCGGUGGCCUCCCAUUGGCCGCCGGUUCCCUUGAACCCGCCCGCCGCCGUCGCUGAUUGGCGCGCGCGCGCUAACUGUCGGUAUUUGAAUCGGCGGCGGCAGGCGGCAGGCGGCUCGGCGCUAGCGGUCCGUUCUGCCCCGCCGGCAGGAUGAGUGGGCAGCGGCUCUUCCACGACGAGAACGUCGGCACCCAGCAGAGCAGCAGCUGCGACUUCCCGUUUUCUCCCCCGGAAGCCUCUGGCCGCCCGUCGGUCCUCCGAGUCUCACAGAAGGAGAAUGUGCACCCCAGGACCACAGCCCGGGCCGCGAAGGUGACCUUCCAGACCCCUCAACGGGACCCCCAGACACGCAGGCUCCUGAGUCCCCGCUGCUCGGAGGCCUGCCUGGCCCUGAGCAGCACUGAGGGCCUUGAGAAGGUGGGGCUCGGGGCCCCGGCGCACAGCCAACAGUUCCUUGGGGAAGCAGAACCCGGCCCAGCUGAAAGCUCUCCGGACAUGGCAGUGCCUUCAGGGGACAUGAGCUCAGUCUCUGAAGCAGGGUCUGGCUGCAGUGGCUUUGCCUCUGCCCCCCUGGUGGAUCCAGCACCCUCCAGCCCCUCUUUGAGCACAGCCGACAUGGACAGCCCAGUGACAGCUCCGGGCCUUGCGGCCAGCAGCCCCAAGCCCAAGGCAGUCACGCCUUCUGCAGCACCCCAGCCCGAGCAGGAACUGGCCCCGGGGAGCAGACCCGUGAGGCUGGAGCUGGACUUCUCAGAUAAUACUGGAGCCCGCAAAAGGGCAGUAUCCCCAAAGAGACUGGGGAGGAAACGCCAGGAGCAGCAGGAAGAGGCCCCUAAAGCCGAGGAAACAGCCGGGAGCCCCGCACCCCCACCCCUUGGAGCCUACAACCUGGACUGGGACAAGCUGGGUGACCCCAACUUUAACCCAUUCAUGGGGGGCAGCGUGCUCCCACCUGCAGACCCCCCCCAGAGCAGUCCAGAUGGCCCCAUGGUCCCUGAGAACUCACUUCCCAGCUUGCAGGCGCUGGCAGCGAUCGGGGAUGGUGCCCCUGCCGUGGCACCCCCAGAACAGGCCUCAGGAGCUGAGAUCCAGGGAGCAGCCCGGGGGGCUCCGGAUGCCUCCACACCCCCAAGCUGUCAGGCCAGCGAGCCAGAGCCACCAGCCCUGCAGGGAGGACCAGCCUGGGACCCGAAGGAGGAGCUCUUCCGAGACCCAGCCGAGGUCCUAGGCACGUGUGCAGAGGUGGACUACCUGGAACAGUUCGGGGCAUCCUCGUUCCAGGCCUCGACCCUGCGGAAGCAAUCCCUGUACCUCAAGUUUGACCCACUACUGAAGGAGAGCCCCCAGAGACCCGCACCCCCUGGCCCCAGUGCCCAAGCCAGUGCUCAGGAGACACCCCUGCCCGCCCCCACCUCCCAGAGCCCAUCUAAGGCUGAACUGGUGGCGUUCGACUUGCUGAGAACCCCGGAUGCACCCGUGCCCGGGCUGCCGCCAUGUGUGCCCUGCGGACCCAUCGUGGACAUGCUGCAGUACAGCCAAAAGGACUUGGAUGCCGCAGUGGCGGCCGUCCAGAGGGAGAAGCAGGAGCUAAGUAGCCAGUGCCAGGAGCUGCGGGCGAAGCUCUCGGAGAUGGGGAUAAUCAUGGACGAGUACGAGGCUAUUGCCUGCCAGGCCGUGGAGGAGGCUGAGAAGCAGAAGGCGGACAUGGAGAAGGUGCAACAAGAGAAGAAGCAGCUGGAGGCCGACCUGCGCUCCGUGGAGCAGUCCUUCUCCGAGCUCUUUAGGCGCUUCGAGAAACAGAAGGCGGCCAUUGAGGGCUACCGCACGAACGAGGAGUUACUGAAGAAGUGCAUGGAGGACCACGUGUUGCGGCUGGAGCAGGAGAGCCAGCGCUACCAGGCGCUGAAGGCGCAGGCCGAGGAGAAGCUUCGGCUGGCCAACGAGGAGAUCGCCGCCGUGAGCAGUAAGGCCCUCGCCGAGACCUUUGCCAUCCAGGCCAGCCUGCGCAAGGAGCAGAUGCGAGGGCAGUCACUGGAGAGGGUCGUGGAGCAGAAGACCCGGGAGAACGAGGAGCUGAGCAGAAUAUGUGACGACCUCAUUUCCAAGAUGGAGAAGAUCUGACGGUCGCCCACGGCAGCUCUGUCUUCUGGCCACUUCCUACAUCUAACCCCACCUAUGAAAGAGCUA
Sorex araneus (European shrew) is the source of this 2352-nucleotide messenger RNA. RefSeq names its product transforming acidic coiled-coil containing protein 3 (gene TACC3). The coding region runs from base 316 to 2286 and encodes 656 amino acids. The transcript has 16 exons. The record is from RefSeq and is a predicted model, not a curated record. Gene Ontology annotation, cellular component: cytoplasm. Gene Ontology annotation, biological process: mitotic spindle organization; cell population proliferation; cerebral cortex development. NCBI's taxonomy places the organism in Eukaryota, Metazoa, Chordata, Mammalia, Eulipotyphla, Soricidae.